Messenger RNA from Phodopus roborovskii (desert hamster), 2187 nucleotides. RefSeq names its product catenin alpha 3 (gene Ctnna3). The coding region runs from base 136 to 2022 and encodes 628 amino acids. The record is from RefSeq and is a predicted model, not a curated record. Gene Ontology annotation, cellular component: fascia adherens; adherens junction. Gene Ontology annotation, molecular function: beta-catenin binding; cadherin binding; actin filament binding. The transcript has 13 exons. Gene Ontology annotation, biological process: cell migration; cell-cell adhesion. Lineage: Eukaryota; Metazoa; Chordata; Mammalia; Rodentia; Cricetidae.
UCAGCAGGGGGAGGAAGUUCAUGGCCCAGGGUAAAGAGCCAAUGGGACCAGGCUAUAGAAGGCUGUGCUGGUUUUUCCUCUGAGUAACCAGGACUCUAUAAGGCUUUAACACACUGAGACUCAUGUCUUAAAGGAAUGAUGUUAGCACCACAUGAGCAGAGACUUAAUGUAAAUAAGAAUUUAAUUGUCCUGAACCCGCUCACAGUGACAGAGGAAGAAAUAAGACCAUCACUAGAGAAACGCCUAGAAGCCAUCAUCAGUGGAGCUGCACUAUUGGCUGACUCUUCCUGCACCAGGGACAUCCACAGAGAACGGAUCAUCGCUGAGUGCAAUGCCAUCCGCCAGGCUCUCCAGGACCUGCUGUCCGAGUACAUGAACAAUACUGGAAAAACAGAAAAGAGUAGUACCCUGAAUGCCGCCAUAGACAACAUGAGCAAGAAAACAAGAGAUCUCCGCAGACAGCUCCGCAAGGCUAUUAUAGAUCACAUAUCUGAUUCUUUCUUGGACACAACAGUUCCACUCCUGGUUCUCAUUGAAGCUGCCAAGAAUGGCCGAGAAAAGGAAAUCAAAGAAUAUGCUGCGAUAUUUCGUGAGCACACAGGCAGGCUUGUGGAGGUGGCAAACCUUGCUUGUUCCAUGUCAACAAAUGAAGAUGGGAUUAAAAUUGUCAGAAUUGCGGCCAAUCACCUGGAAACUCUGUGUCCACAGAUCAUAAAUGCUGCACUUGCUUUGGCAUCAAGACCCAAGAGUCAAGUGGUCAAAAACACCAUGGAAAUGUAUAAGCGCACAUGGGAACAUUAUAUUCAUGUUCUCACUGAAGCAGUGGAUGACAUCACCAGCAUUGAUGACUUCCUGGCUGUAUCUGAAAGCCACAUCCUGGAAGAUGUCAACAAAUGCAUUAUAGCCUUGAGGGACCAGGAUACUGACAACUUAGACCGAGCUGCAGGUGCCAUCAGAGGAAGAGCAAUAAGAGUAGCUCACAUUGUCACGGGUGAAAUGGACAGUUACGAACCAGGUGCUUACACUGAAGGUGUUAUGAGAAAUGUCAACUUCCUCACAAGUACUGUGAUCCCUGAGUUCGUGACACAAGUUAAUGUUGCCUUGGAUGCCUUAAGCAAGAACUUGCUGACUGUGUUUGAUGAUAAUCAGUUUGUGGACAUCUCAAAGAAGAUCUAUGACACAAUUCAUGAUAUCAGAUGUUCAGUCAUGAUGAUUCGGACUCCAGAGGAACUAGAGGAUGUUUCUGACCUUGAAGAAGAUCAUGAGGUCCGUAGCCAUGCCAGCAUUCAGACAGAAGGAAAAACUGACCGAGCUAAGAUGACUCAACUGCCUGAGGCAGAAAAGGAAAAGAUUGCUGAGCAAGUAGCCGAUUUCAAGAAGGUGAAGAGCAGGCUGGAUGCUGAGAUUGAGAUCUGGGAUGACACAAGCAAUGACAUCAUUGUUCUUGCCAAGAAGAUGUGCAUGAUCAUGAUGGAGAUGACAGACUUCACACGGGGAAAAGGACCACUAAAGCAUACUACUGAUGUAAUCUAUGCAGCUAAGAUGAUAUCAGAGUCAGGAUCAAGAAUGGAUGUUCUUGCUCGGCAGAUUGCUAACCAGUGUCCAGAUCCACCGUGCAAACAGGACUUGCUGGCUUAUCUGGAACAGAUUAAAUUUUACUCUCACCAACUGAAAAUCUGCAGCCAAGUUAAAGCUGAGAUCCAAAACCUGGGUGGUGAGCUCAUCAUGUCAGCUUUGGACAGUGUCACCUCCCUGAUCCAGGCAGCCAAAAAUUUAAUGAAUGCUGUAGUGCAAACAGUGAAAAUGUCGUACAUUGCUUCUACCAAGAUCAUCCGCAUCCAGAGUUCUGUGGGGCCCCGGCAUCCCGUUGUCAUGUGGAGGAUGAAGGCUCCAGCAAAAAAGCCCUUGAUUAAGAAAGAGAAGCCAGAAGAAACAUGUGCAGCUGUCAGAAGAGGCUCAGCAAAGAAAAAGAUACACCCUGUCCAAGUCAUGCGUGAAUUUAGAGGGAGACAAGUCUACUGAGGCACUAGUCCACUCCAGUGCCCAUUUCCACACCCCAGGCCAAACACACUGCUUUAUUUCACAGUUCACUGGUUCUUUAAUUUUACUAAGUUUUGGAAUUAAGUUCACAAAUAGCAUAAAGCAUUGGGGUUAAACUAUUGUGCACAAUGUGUGUUUGGGGUCCUG